Messenger RNA from Myiozetetes cayanensis, 2569 nucleotides. Its product is annotated as cytochrome P450 1A4-like. The transcript has 7 exons. Gene Ontology annotation, biological process: progesterone metabolic process; hormone biosynthetic process. Gene Ontology annotation, molecular function: oxidoreductase activity, acting on paired donors, with incorporation or reduction of molecular oxygen, reduced flavin or flavoprotein as one donor, and incorporation of one atom of oxygen; steroid 17-alpha-monooxygenase activity; iron ion binding. NCBI's taxonomy places the organism in Eukaryota, Metazoa, Chordata, Aves, Passeriformes, Tyrannidae. Bases 1 to 1692 code for a protein of 563 amino acids. The record is from RefSeq and is a predicted model, not a curated record.
AUGGGGCGAUGCAUAAAAAGCAGGAGCCGGAGGGAGCGGGCACCUGCCGCGGGAUCGGGCCCCUUCGCCGCCCCGCUCCGCACCGAGGGUUUCUACCUGCUGGCAGCAAUGGUGAAGGCUGCGAUGCUGCCGGUGGGGAGCCAAGGGCUCAUCUCAGCCACCGAGGUGCUCCUCGUGGCUGCUGUCUUCUGCCUGGUCUUCCUGCUGCUGCAGUCCCUCCAGCAGCACGUGCCCAAGGGGCUGAAGAGCCCCCCGGGACCCAGGGGCUAUCCCAUCCUCGGGAAUGUGCUGGAGCUGCAGAAGGACACGCACCUGGCCCUGACCAAGCUGAGCCAGAAGUAUGGGGAUGUGAUGGAGGUCAGGAUUGGCAUGCGGCCUGUGCUGGUGCUGAGUGGGCUGGAGACCAUCAGGCAAGCCCUGGUGAAGCAAGGAGAGGACUUCAAGGGGCGCCCCGACCUCCACAGCUUCCAGUACAUUUCGAAUGGACAGAGCCUGGCCUUCAGCCCCGACUCUGGGGAGGUGUGGAAAGCCCGCAGGAAGCUGGCCCAGAGUGCCCUGAGGACCUUCUCCAUUGCCCCCAGCCCCACCUCCUCCUCCACCUGCCUGCUGGAGGAGCACGUCUCCAAGGAGGCUGAGUACCUGGUCGCCAAGUUCCUGCAGGUGAUGGAGGAGAAGAAGAGCUUUGACCUUAACCAGUACCUGGUGGUGUCGGUGGCCAAUGUCAUCUGUGCCAUGUGCUUUGGCAAGCGCUACGAGCACAGUGACCAGGAGCUGCUCAGCGUGGUGAACCUAGGCAAUGAAUUUGGGGAUGUGGCUGGUGCUGGCCACCCUGCUGACUUCAUCCCCUUGCUCCGGUACCUUCCCAGCCAUGCCAUGGAGCUCUUUAAGGACAUCAACAGGCGAUUCAGCAUCUUUGUGCAAAAGAUUGUGCAGGAGCAUUACACCAGCUUUGAUAAGGAGCACAUCCGGGACAUCACGGACUCGCUGAUUGAGCACUGCCAGGAGAAGAGUGUUGGGGAGGAUACCCAUGGCCAGCUCUCCAAUGAGAAGAUCAUCAACAUUGUCAACGACCUCUUUGGGGCAGGCUUUGACACUGUGACAACUGCCUUAUCCUGGAGCCUCAUGUACGCUGCCUUGUACCCCGACAUCCAGAAGAAGAUCCAGAAAGAACUAGACCAGACCAUCGGCCGGGAGAGGAGACCACGGCUGUCGGACCGGGGCACGCUGCCCUACACAGAAGCCUUUAUCCUGGAGAUGUUCAGGCACUCUUCCUUCAUGCCUUUCACCAUCCCACACAGCACAACAAAAGCGACAGUGCUGAAUGGCUACUACAUCCCCAAGAACACCUGUGUGUUUAUCAACCAGUGGCAAGUGAAUCAUGAUGAGAACCUUUGGAAGGAACCCUCAGCCUUCAACCCCGAGCGGUUCCUCAACCCUGAGGGGACCGAGAUAAACAGGACAGAGAGUGAAAAGGUGUUGACUUUUGGCCUGGGGAAGCGGCGAUGCAUUGGGGAGACCAUCGGCCGGUGGGAGAUCUUCCUCUUCCUGACCACCCUGCUGCAGCAGCUGGAGUUCAGCCUCCGCCCUGGGGAGGAGGUGGACAUCACCCCUCAGUACGGACUGACCAUGAAGUACAAGAAGUGCGAAUGUUUCCAGAUCAAGCAGCGUUUUCCCGGGAAAAGCUCUCCAUAAGCCACCAGAAGUGCUGCCUUGCAGAAGAAAGCCAGCCCUCAGCGUCAGACACUUAGCCUGCUUUUGAUAAGGCACAGCCCCUUGUUGUGUUGCUUCACUGGAGGCUUGUUCCUCUCAUGGAGAUGGGAGCAGGGUGGGAUAAAGCUGCCUUUGUUGGGCUCUUCGCAGCUCCUGGAGCCAGCUCCGUCACCCUUUCCCACAUGGAUGCUCACCAGAGGUCCAGCACUCAUGCCUCUUGGAGAGAUCCAGGGGGGUCGCAGCCCUGUGGUGGGGAGGAGGAUCCUUGGGGGUGGGAGAAGCAGGGUGGGAUGUUGGUGGGAUGUUCUCUGCCCUGAGCUGGAGCUGCGAUGGACAACUCCCCUCAUUCAAAUAUAAACAAACCUCAGAGAAACCUGACCAGCCUUAUCUCCCAGGGUGAAAGCCUGUUUUCCAAAGCCUUCAGCUCUUUGUGCCAACGGGAAUAGGUGCUUCCCAUUGCUCCAGGUGCCUUCUGAAGGGCUCUCAAGUUUGCACCAGAACCCACAUGAAGAGGACCUGUCCUGUGUGCACCCACACACCUGAAUUCCUUGAAUGUUAACUCAUGAAGUGAAUUCCCGAGUGUUUCUACCAAUCCUUGGUGGCAGACUGCUAGGAAAAAUAAACAUGUCCAUAAGCAGUGCUGCUCCCAAAUUGAGAUAUUAACUGAACUCCUAACACAAAGCCUGGAAAAUAUCAAAGGACUGGGAAAAAGGGACGGGAAGGACAGAGGAACAGUAGGACACUUCUGGCUUUCAGACUAACUGUGCAUUUGCUGCUUUUUUUAAUUAAUAGGGUUUUUUCCUUAUCAAGCAAUAGAUUUCUAUAUCCAGACUAAUUAAAGGAACAAGGAUUUGAGGAC